Molecule: messenger RNA, 255 nt
Organism: Enterobius vermicularis (human pinworm)
Lineage: Eukaryota; Metazoa; Nematoda; Chromadorea; Rhabditida; Oxyuridae
Source: the annotation of a GenBank genome assembly
AUGCCUGUUGUGGUAACUUCAGUGGCUGGUCCAUCAUUCACAACAGAUGGUCAGCCGAAAACACUGAUGACUUCAUCUCGACUGACUGAUAAUCAGCCAUCAGCACCAUUGAAUACAAAUGAUCUUUCCGAGAACGAGACCAAAUCUAGCAAGUAUCAUGGAUUACUUGGUAUUUUUGGACGUGGUUUUUUUGCACAGCCGUCAUACAACUCUGUUGAGGAGAACUAUCGUUAUUUGAUGGCUCUUGAUCACUAA